Molecule: messenger RNA, 1941 nt
Organism: Fonsecaea multimorphosa CBS 102226
Lineage: Eukaryota; Fungi; Ascomycota; Eurotiomycetes; Chaetothyriales; Herpotrichiellaceae
Exons: 1
Coding region: 1-1941 (646 amino acids)
Source: RefSeq, a predicted model, not a curated record
AUGCUGCAUCCCUACGGCUCGACCAAGAUCCAGUCUUGCCUCUCCAACCAAAGCCUCAUAUUCUUCGGUGGCACAAAAGCUCGCCAAAUCUUCUGGACUGUCGCAGAAAAGUUGGACCUCCAGGGAGCUCAAAUUGCUAGCCAGAAGCCAGAAACCAACAUCACAGGUGCUACGAUAUUCAACUCGAAGGGCGCGGGAAUCAUUCAUGUCUGGGAUCCUGCAUUCAACUCUACCCGCCAUGCCCUCGUAGGCAUCAGGCCAAUAGAAAAGAAUUACACUCCUGCAGGUUACCCGUGGAUGAUCGACGAUACUCACUUCUUUUUCAAUGAGGAUGGUAUCCACCUCACCAACGAGGCUGCGCCUCUCCAUGCGGAUGCCGUGCUGAAUUACUUCUGCAACAAGCUUGUCGACGUGCCAUCAAAAAGUUCUCAAGCUUACUGUUGCGCCCCAUAUGUCGGUCCAAAUGGUGUGCAGAAGAUGCUGUUGUUAAUGAGUUCGUGUGCGAUCGUCUAUCACCUCUUAUCGUUCUUCGCCUGCAGCAAGCGUAUCUUCAAUCAUGAAAGAGGCUGGCUCUCUUUCCCGGAAACAGCCAGAGUCGCUGGUGCAGUGGCUACAAUCUCGCUUGCCGUACUGUACUGCUACAUGGCCGAUCGUACUGCCUUGUUCGAAAAAGCUACGAAAGCGGCUGAGCUGGGCACAUUCUUGUGUAUGACUGGCAUCGCCCUGCUCGCAGGCCUAGCCACCUUCAAGCAAAAUCGGGUCCAGCAUGAGACCACCAAUGGAAACAUGACCGCACUACCAGAAUACCGUCAAGUGCUUUCCAGGCAGCAGACGGAGGAGUGGAAAGGCUGGAUGCAGAUCAUCAUCCUCUUGUACCACUACCUUGGCUUGUCAAAAGUCCUCUGGGUCUAUCAGUUUGUCCGGCUGUUGGUCUCUUCGUACCUCUUCAUGACUGGAUUCGGCCACACCACCUACUUCAUCACCACGAAUGACUUCUCAUUCCGCAGAGUAGCGACUGUUUUGCUGAGGACUAAUUUACUCAAUAUCAUUCUCGCUUUCGUGAUGGGGACUCGGUACGAUCUGUACUAUUUCCCAAUGCUGACCAGCUUGUGGUUUCUCAUUGUGUGGGCAACAGUUCCUAGAAAUGCAGCACCUGGCGUGGACAUGUAUCGGUUUGUCCGCCGGACCGCCAUAUCCUUUACGUUGGUCAGACUUACCCUAGGAGCUAGUGAUAUCAUUGAACCGUUCUUCGCCGUUCUCGGUGAUGCAGGCUUAGGCCUUCCUGGAAUCGACGGGCGGGAGCUAUUCUUCAGAUUCGGCCUCGAUGCAUACAUUGCCUUCAUUGGCAUGAUCACGGCAGUUCUUUAUGCAAAGUACGACACUUGCUAUGGCCUCCAGUGCCAUAAAAUUGCGGCAGUGGCUAUCCCCUGGUUUCAGCCGACUUCGAGAUUGACAACAUGGGGCGCCACGGUCGUCGUUUUGGCAUACUCGAUAUUCUGCGGCUGUUUCACAGACAAGUUUCGGUACAAUGAAUGGCAUCCUCUUCUUUCGCCCUUGCCUGUGCUGGCUUUCAUUGCCCUCAGGAAUUCGACCCGAAAAUUGUCGGCCUCUCACAGUCGACUCUUUGCAUGGUUUGGCCGAUGCUCUCUGGAGACCUUUGUCUUUCAAUAUCACAUAUUGCUUGCUGCCGACUCUCGCGGCGUGCUGCGCCCGAGACUAGCCUGCAAACUCCUCGGUCGCCAGGGCUGCCGAGGCGUGUUUGAUAUUUUGGAGACCGCAAUCGUGGUUGCUGCGUUUCUCUGGACGAGCGCUGCUACGACAAACGCCCUGUCGAUAAUCACCAAGAGUCUUGCAGGCCUCGGACCUAAGGCGCUGUUCGUAUUUGUCGGCGUAUGGAUACUAAACUUGGCGUGGAUACCAGCGGCCGCUACAACCGCGUAA